This is a messenger RNA of Colius striatus (speckled mousebird), 4733 nucleotides long. It is a transcript of the gene TTC39C, whose product is annotated as tetratricopeptide repeat domain 39C. The coding region runs from base 117 to 1847 and encodes 576 amino acids. Gene Ontology annotation, molecular function: protein binding. The transcript has 14 exons. The record is from RefSeq and is a predicted model, not a curated record. NCBI's taxonomy places the organism in Eukaryota, Metazoa, Chordata, Aves, Coliiformes, Coliidae. Gene Ontology annotation, biological process: cilium assembly; otolith morphogenesis.
ACGCGCACGCCGAGGCGGCACCGAGCAGCUCAAGCAGGAGGGGACGGCGGGUGGGUGUGUAGGUAGAGAGAUAGGUAAGGGAGAGCCGACUGGGUCCCGCUUGUGUCUUCAUCGUUAUGGCCGGCUCGGAGCAGCCGCCGCCGCGGCGGGAGGACGGGGAAGAGCCCCUGCCCAUCGAGGACGCGGAGCUGGCGCUGGCCGGCAUCAAUAUGCUGCUGAACAACGGCUUCCGCGAGUCCGACCAGCUCUUCAAGAAAUACAGAAACCAUAGCCCAUUAAUGAGUUUUGGAGCUAGUUUUGUCAGUUUUUUGAAUGCCAUGAUGACAUUUGAAGAAGAGAAAAUGCAGCUGGCAUGUGAUGACUUGAAGGCUACAGAGAAACUUUGUGAAAGUGAAGAAGCUGGAGUUAUAGAAACAAUCAAGAAUAAAAUUAAAAAGAAUGUUGAUGGACGAAAAUCCACUAUAUCCAUGAUAGAUCGUCUACAAAGACAAAUAAUUGUAGCAGACUGUCAAGUCUACUUGGCUGUGCUCUCAUUUGUAAAGCAAGAGUUAUCAGCAUACAUAAAAGGUGGGUGGAUACUGCGAAAAGCCUGGAAAAUAUACAAUAAAUGCUAUACGGACAUUAAUACACUUCAGGAAAUAUAUCAGAAGAAAACAACUCAGGAAUCCUUGACUUCUGAUGCUGCAAAUGAUAAUCAUAUUGCUGCAGAAGGUGUAACGGAGGAUUCGCUAAACAGACUGAAAGGUGCUGUUAGCUUUGGAUAUGGACUUUUUCAUCUUUGCAUAUCCAUGGUGCCCCCAAACCUGCUCAAAAUCAUCAACCUGCUGGGUUUUCCUGGAGACCGCCUACAGGGGCUUUCUUCACUGAUGUAUGCAAGUGAAAGUAAGGACAUGAAGGCCCCUUUAGCUACAUUGGCUCUGUUGUGGUACCACACAGUUGUUCGUCCCUUUUUUGCCCUUGAUGGCAGCGAUAACAAGGCAGGACUGAAAGAGGCAAAAGAAAUCCUUGCAAAAAAAGAAUCUGCUUAUCCAAAUUCUUCUCUGUUCAUGUUCUUCAAGGGAAGGAUACAGCGAUUAGAGUGUCAAAUCAAUAGUGCCUUGACCUCAUUUCAUACUGCUUUGGAACUUGCAACAGACCAAAGGGAGAUUCAACAUGUCUGCUUAUAUGAAAUCGGUUGGUGCAGCAUGAUAGAGAUGAAUUUCAAAGAUGCAUUUGAAUCCUUUGAAAGGCUUAAAAAUGAGUCCAGGUGGUCCCAAUGCUACUAUGCUUAUUUAACAGCAGUGUGUCAAGGAGCCACUGGUGAUGUCAAUGGUGCUCAGAAUGUGUUUAAGGAAGUUCAGAAGCUUUUCAAAAGAAAAAACAAUCAGAUUGAACAAUUCUCAGUGAAAAAGGCAGAUAGAUUUAGGAAACAAAUGCCAACCAAAGAGCUCUGUGUCCUGGCAUCCAUUGAAGUACUGUACUUGUGGAAAGCCCUUCCAAACUGUUCCCUGUCGAACUUACAGCAUAUGAGCCAAGCUUGUCAGGAUGUUGAUGAUUCAUCGGCAGUUGGUUUGAGGAAUUUGCUUCUUGGUGCCAUACACAAAUGCUUAGGAAAUUCUGAAGAUGCUGUUCAGUUCUUCCAGCGAGCUGCUAAAGAUGAACUGUGCCGUCAGAACAACUUGUAUGUCCAGCCAUAUGCUUGCUAUGAACUUGGCUGUCUUCUAUUAGACAAUCCAGAGACUGUGCCAAGAGGCAAAACCUUACUUCUCCAAGCCAAGGAGGAGUUUAGUGGCUAUGACUUUGAGAACAGAUUGCACGUCCGCAUCCACGCAGCCUUAGCCUCUCUAAGGGAAGUAGUUCCACAGUGACGGACGGGAAGUCUCGCUAUCCUUUCCCACAGUUUCUGCACUUUAAGAUGAAGCAGAAGAACAAGCUGUUGGGAAGACCAGCUUUUCUUCUGAAAACCACUUGUGCCAGAGACACUUUCCUAGUAUGGUCAGAGUUGGUAUGGCUUAGUAAAAUGUUACAACUUUAAGUAGAAGGAAAUCAACCUGGAAGAAGGUGAAGUGACCUUGUGUUUUUAACUCUUCAGUUUUUAUUUUGUUUAAACCAAACUGAACACAAUUGCUUGUAACUCUGUGGGUGAACCUAAAUAAGCACACGUGAUUUACUUCAACAGUAUUUUAAAAUAGAUCUAGAUCUAAAAUAUGCCAAAGGGAGCACUUCUGUUUUCAUUAGAAUAAUACAAGAGAAGUAAUUGGUGUAAAAGUUAAAGUUGGGAGUGGUCAGAACACUUUUUUUCUUCAAGCAUUAGCCAGUGCACAAGGGGGGGAGGAAAACUAUUUGGCCACAAAAAGCAGAUUUUACUAAAUUUUAGUGGCUUGUGUCAGUGACUUCAUGAUGACUAGUGUGUGACUUUUAACCCUCACAUUCCCUUUUGAUUCUUUCCCUCCCAACCCAGCUGCUGCUUGUGAUAUAAAUUAUGUCAGUAUUUAGGAUCUCUGCUUCUGGUAUGUUCCAGGCAAAUGUUUCCUUCGUUUGACAUGCUAUUACGGUGUGGGCAGCUCUUGUUUCUGCUCUCAGUAUUUUGAAUAUUAUGCUAAAAUGCAUAGGCCAGAUAACAGUAAUUUUACGUGUUUUUUCAUCCAAUCUGCUGAAUCUUUAUAGCAGUGACCUUUAAAGAUACUAAAAAACCCCAACCAACCAAAACUCAGAACCAAAAAUCUACUUUGGUGUUUAUACCAACACUAUGACAUCCCCCAGUCCCUAUCUGGUGUUCCAAGCCUGUGGCAUUAAAAUACCUCAGAGAGCUUAAAACUUUUAUCCUUGCCAUAGAAUUUUUAAUACUUGGCCAUCUGUGUGCUCGUCUGUAGCUUUUUUUUAAACCUUUGUCUGUCUCUUUGUGUUUUAUAUUCAGUUAGUAUGGUAUUCGAGGAAGGUAAAUAUUUUUUGAAGCUGGUGAACGGAAAUGUGACCAGAAAGUUGGCUGAGUUUUGUUACUUUGCAAAGCUAAGAAAACUGGAUACCCUUUGGAAAUAGUUGUCCAAAAGCCUUAUCUUUACUUUGGUCAAAUUGCCUUAAACAGUUCCCUUAGCUUAAACAUUUCUUUUUCCUUACUGUUUUGUAGAAUACGUUGCCAAAGUUUUCGACCUUGCCCACACCUAACCUUCAUUGAUUUGCUUUUGAGGUUCCAUCUAAAGCAAGACUGAUAUGGAGGAGAAAAGUUAUAUCCUACUCGGUAGGCCAGAUGAAGAGGUUGAGACACUUUUCUUUCUGUCUAGAAAUACACAGUUCCUGCUAGGAAAGGCAUUCCUAGAGCAGUUAAACACUUCUGUUGCAGUUCCUGAAGGAGAGGAGAGACUCUUUAGCUCUUAAAAAAGCGGUUUUAUUUUUUUAUGAUCUAGGUGAGUUACAGAUAGUACACUGGGGUUUUUUUUAUUCAGCUUUGACAGUAAUAAUUGAGUCAUAAAUGAGCGUUCGGCUGUAUUUGGUCAAUCCAAACAAGUAUUGACUUGAAAACAAUCUAUUGUAUAUAUAAUGACUACUUAACACUCAAACAAUUAUUUUUAAAAUGGACUUUAAUGUACUUGAAACCUUACUUUGUCCUAUCUGACUUUUAAUGUUUUGCAAUCGGAGGCACAGUCCGUGCUGGGUAAAUAGCUAGAAACAGUACAGUUACUGACAAAACUCCUUUUAAAUACACUGCUUAACGUGAGACUAGGCUGUUGAGGACACAAAGCACCUGCAUGCCAUUUGUGUUGGGAUAUCUAGGGUCUGCAUACUUGGAGGUAGCUAGCAAAUUGUAGUUAAUUUACUGAAAGGCCUGUUGUUCUCAGCAGGCCGGGAGCUGGGUAUGGAAAGACACUAUAUAUUCAUAUAACAGUUUAACUCUGUGCAAAUUGCAGCUUUUCUGUGGAUUUAGCAAGGCAUCACUGGAAUAGAACUAUCUGUUUCUGGUUCGGGUUUUCCUUUUGUUUUCCUCCCUUCGUAAGAGAAUCCUCCUACGUUGUGAAUGUCACAGUUACUUCUCAUGUUAGAUUGUGCCUGUGAUGAGAAAAAGAUCAACUGUUAUUUUGUGUAAACCGGUAAGUUUUUAUACUUUGGAACUCGGAGGCAUGGUCUAAUAGCAAUAAUGGAAUAUGCAUCUUGCUAGCUAAUAUGUUCAGACUAUCUUUUCUGGGUCAGGUAUUUUUGUUGAUGUUGAUGCAAUUUUUAUCUCAGUAUGACUCAUUUCAAGUAAACAACUAGCAUUUUUAGAUGUCACGAGGUGGCAUAUUUAUUGUGAUGUACUGUAAAUGUUGUUAAUUUACAGGACUUGCACUUUUAUAUUUCUGAGUCAAAAAGAAAUGUGGACAUGAGUUUUGUUCCCUUGCUCCUCAAAUUUGUCCAUUAAUUGGUGGCCUCCUGAACAAGAUUGAUAUCAAGUAUUGGGAAAACUUCUGCGACACCGAGUGACUCUGUAACGAAGUUUUCUAAUCAGCAGUUACCUCAGCUUUUGUUCUUCCAGUAUAAUUGUAGUCUCCUGGUUUGGAAAAGUGAGUUACAUGUGUCAUGUUGAGAUCAGCCGUAGAGUGGACGAGGUUUAAGGUGCAUUCUUAAGACAUCAGAUUUACUUGUUCUUCAUUAAAGAAAAAGAACCAGACACAAUUGUAUUUGUUGUAUUCCCACACCUCUGAAAAAUGUUUCUCAUUUACUUUAAAGCGAGCACUUUAAUUUCUUCUCUCUCUGACUUUGAAUGCUUGUUUCAUAUUCUA